This is a messenger RNA of Drosophila mauritiana, 2642 nucleotides long. RefSeq names its product dopamine N-acetyltransferase (gene AANATL7). The record is from RefSeq and is a predicted model, not a curated record. Gene Ontology annotation, molecular function: N-acetyltransferase activity. The coding region runs from base 1599 to 2285 and encodes 228 amino acids. Lineage: Eukaryota; Metazoa; Arthropoda; Insecta; Diptera; Drosophilidae. The transcript has 2 exons.
CGGUCAUGGCUACAUGAUACCCACCCAUCCAUCCGGCGCAGAGUCACGCAAUUUGAAUACGGUUCUUGGUGUCGUCAUGUGGCCCAAUUUCAGCACUUUUGUGCAGAGCGAGAAAAUAUAGAAGAUUCAGUAACUAGACUAUUUGAUGCCUCGCAUUGGUUUCGAGUUAACAGCUAAAUUGCUCAUGGCCGGAAGAAAGAUUUGUUUUCAGUGUACUCUGGCCACGUGUCCGCCACAAUUGGUCAACAGGGCUAAUAAUUAACGUAACGAAUAUGCAUAGCAGGGAGUUGGUUACGCGGCGAGGAAGGUCAAAGUGGGCGGCACUUUUGGUCAAGCAACAGUUGGUGGCUGUCUAGACUCCACAAUGAGGCAAGGUCAUGCCGACUACCUAUGAAAUUCGUCUUCAUACCAUAUGUAUAUACUAGUUACCAGUUAAGUUAUACUUAUAACGCAUUUAAAUUUAGGACAUGUUUAACCCCCUAUAUCCAACCUCUCAUAUUGCGCCAUAUAAGCAGAGGAUAACACGGGCUUUUCCCCUCACUUAAUGGUGCUAACGGCACGUCCUGGUCGUCGAGAGUCAAAAUCUGUAUAUGAGUGCGGCUUACAUUGUGCGGCGGAAUCAACAGUUGGUGCGUAUAAGCAAAGGGCGGCACUUCGCACGUAUUUUCCAUGGCAAAUUGGGGCGGGGGGACACUCUCGAUUUCACUGUACUCCGGCACAAGUCACGAGCAGGCGGCAAUCGCUCCCAUUGCUCCAGUGUGCGUAUGUUGCGUAUACGCAUGGCUGACACUCGAGGGAUACGACAACAACAAGGAGAACUCGGCACCCGCUCCCUGCCCCACUUUACUUGCACCCCAUCCCAGAGGACAGCAUUUUUCUCAUGCUUCGGCAAUGAGGCAAACACGAGGGCGUACACGCAGCGAAAAGUUGGAGUCACUUGGAGUGGGUUGACCUACAAAUAACCUGUGAAAUAGUAUUGAUAUUGAAGGCCAAUCGUUUUCACUUACGUGUGUGCAAAGUAAUUUCAAUUUCCAUUGGUUUGUAAGUUAGUCUGAGUAUUUUCUCGACGUGUAUUAACGGGAGGAUGCUGGCGCUUCGCUUGGUCGGUCGGCUGCUCCAGCUGCUCCAGUCGCAUUUCGCAUCUGAAAGCGCCCGCAAGUAGGUUACACAUUUUUUCGCCGAGCAAAACAAACAGCACUCCUCUGCCCGCCGUCCAGCUCAUCCGAUCCCAUUGGCCACAGACGAACUGAGUAAGUGGAACUAACUUCCAAAUCCAGCACCGAAAUCGGUUGGCCACAGGUGACACCGCUUUGGUCGCGGUGCCUGGGAUUAGGUGGCCUAAAAAGUCGCGAUUAUCGGAAAGGGGGCGGCAUUCGUUGGGGGUGUGUCAUUGGGGCAACACAAAGCAUAGCGAAAGUGCACUGGGAGCGAGCGAGAGGCAAGAGGUCGAGAGUUGAAAGGACAGCCAGAGAGUUGCGACUAAUUGAGUUAUAGGAAAAAAGUCGCAACACAUUCGACGAGCACCAAGCCCACAUCUCCUCCCACAGAUCUUCAUUACCAUCCGCAGACGAUUCGGCGAUUGCAGCGGCUGUGACACCAUGGAGUACCAGAUGAUUGCACCGGAGCACAGUGAACAGGUGCUGGAGCACCUGCGCCGCAACUUCUUCGCCGACGAGCCGCUGAACAAGGCGGCCGGCUUGUGCCAGAACGGCAGCAGCUGCCCCGCCCUGGAGGCGCACUGUGCCGAGGCCAUACAGCACCGGAUGAGCGUGAUGGCUGUGGACGCGAAGGAGAAGGGUGCCUGCAAAAUAGUCGGCGUCGUCCUCAAUGGCAUCCUCAAGCCGGGCGACACGGCCAAGGCGCUGAGCAAGCUGGACUGCAACGACGACGCAGACUUCCGCAAGAUCUUCGACUUGCUGCACAGGCACAAUCUCAAGCACAAUCUCUUCGAGCACUUCGACGUGGACUGCAUGUUCGACGUGCGCAUCCUAUCGGUGGACUCGUGCUACCGUGGCCAGGGCAUUGCGAAUGAGCUGGUCAAGCGGUCCGUGGCGGUGGCCAGGAAGAAUGGCUUCCGCCUGCUGAAGGCCGACGCCACCGGCAUCUUCUCGCAGAAGAUCUUUCGCUCCCAUGGAUUCGAGGUCUUCUCGGAGCAACCGUACAUCAAGUACACGGAUGAGGAUGGCAAGGUGAUCUUGCCCGUGGAGGCGCCCCACAUCAAGUUGCAGCAGCUCUACAAGGCGAUCUGCGCGGGUGACCAGGAUGAGAAGAAGCAGUCGCUUUAAGGAGUCACCCGGCUGGCUCACAUUUGGAACAAUAAUCUCAUUUAUUUUCUACAUAUACAUACACGCAUAAUCGUUAUUGGAAUGUUUUCGUACUACAAAUAUGAAAAUUAGUUGGGGGGCGUUUAACGGAAAGUUAGCUAGGAACAAUUAUUAUUGUUCUGUGUUAAACAUAACUAUGAAUAACAUUGGAUUUUCGGACUUUCCUCCGACGGUUUUUGGCGCGUCAAUGGAACGCCUCUAAAAUGUACGAGUAGACGCUGCCUGGCAAGUUUACAUAAAUAUGUGUGUAAUUGUUUUUUGUAUGGGGACCAACUGCUAACAAUACCUAAAUAAAGUACACUGUUGUGCCAAAGUUAA